AUGAAAUCAUAUAAUUCAUUUCUGAAAUUACUUCACAUCUAAUGGGAAUAAAUAUGUUGUGAUGAUAUUUCAGAUAUAGUCAGAGACAAACUAAAAUAAUCACUCUAAAAUCAAACUAGCAUAGAAACUAAAUUUCUUUCAUUAUCUAAAUCAAAGACAGAAAAUCCAUAAGAAUAUCAAAGUUUUUUCAAUUAAGAUAGAGACUCUCCUUUCUUUUCAACUUAUUUACUCAUAUGUACUGUACUUAAAGAAUAUUAUUCAUAAACUGAUAACAUGUUAAGUGAGCUGUCACCAAGUAAUUAAAGUUCUUGUUCAUCAUAACAAUAAAUUACUAUAGAAUGUAUUAUAGAUUGUAUGGAUAAUCUACUUUAAGAGUAUGAUAAGUUACCAGAAAUCACUACUAUUACCAAAUAAGUCAUUUUUGAAGUAUUUUAUUAAGUUGGAGGAAAUUUCACUAUUUUUGUUAAAAAUAUGAUGCUUAACAAUGAUCAGCAAACAAAUACAUUAAAAUAUGUUAGAGCAUUUCUUAAUUUAUAAAAACUACUUAAAUUAAAUAUCUCUUUAAAUUUCAAGGACAAACAAAAGAUACUUUCUUUUAUUUAUUAAAUGUUAUUAGGAAAUACACUUUAUUUUGCAUAUUUAAAAGAAAUAGCUUUCCAAGAUUUUAUUGAAAUUUUUUCAUUAUUUUAAUAAAGUUUUCUAUAAAACUCUAAGUAGCUUUAAGAAUUAUGUGAUAUUGAAUAAUUUUAAGAAAAAACAUUUAUUUAUGUUUAUUCCUAAUGUUUAAAAUAGACUUUUCUAUAAUCCUAAUAUAAAGAUCAUUUAGAAUUAACUUUAUCUAAAUGGGCUGAUCAAAUUUAAGAAUUUGGUGAUAUACAUUAUUACUUAAUUUUCAUUUAUCUAAUUUAAGUAUUUGAAUUUGCUGAUCUCAUUGAUUUCAAUACAGAUAUUAUUCAAAAAAGAAAUUAAUAAAUUAUAACUCUUGUAAGAUAAAAGAAUUAAAGAGUUGUUGGUCAUUUAUUGUAUUAGAUGUUGAUUAAUCCAAAACUAUAAUCCUAUCAAUAAUUAUUUGAAAAUAUUAUUAAAAAUGAAAAUAAUGAAACAAAAUUAUUUUAUUAUAAAUUAAUUGGAGAAUAACUAUAAUAAAUUAAUAACCCUUAAAUAUUAAAUUAAUAUCUUUGUAUUCAUAUCAAUGAAUUAAAAGAGUUUGUAAAUGAUAAUAAUCUAAAUACUCAAUAACUUAUACAAUUUAUAACAUACCUAUGUAAAUAUUAUACAGUGUUUAAUGAAGAAUAAAAAAUACUAUUUGAUUCAUCUAUUAUUCAGUUUUAUUCAUAAGAAAUCAAAGAUCAACAAUAUUAUAAAAAAUUUGAUCAAAAAAUCUUAUAAUUAAUUGAGAAUGAAUAAAUUUAUCAAUCAAUAAUCGAAAUUGCAAUCAAAAAUUCAUCCAAAAGCGAUUAACAUAAAUAUGGUUUCAUGAUUUUCAUCUAAGAUGUAAUUCUAUUUUAUAAUUAUUUUAGUCUAUCUAAUACAAUUAAGAAAGUUUGCAACAUAUUCUUAAAUAUAUUUAGAUCUUAAUGGGAUCUUGUAAAAAAAAUAAAUAAAUGAAGAAUAAAAAAAAAAUAAAUUAUAAAAAAGGUAGAGGGACAAAAAUUCUUGAUUAUCUAUUAUUAAAUAUGAGAAAUUUCAUAACAAUAGUUAAAACUAUUUAUGAGCUUAUGAUAAAAGAAAGUUCUAAUAUGACAAUUUAAAAAUCUUAAAUUUUUAUUGAAAUUUAUCAUAGAAUCAAUUAUAUUAUUUACAUGAUAUAUUGGUUAAUUGAAGAUAAAGAAAUUUUAAGUUCAGAAGGCAUUUAAUAAACUAGCUUAGAAUUAUGUUAGAUUCACUAUAAAUUAACUAUAAACUUUAUUUAUAUUCUUCAAAAAGCUAAUAAUCUAAAAUCAAGUGUUCUUUAUGAAAUAAUUAAUAAUAUAAACGCAAUAGCUUAUGGAUUUGAUUAUAUCAAUUCUAUAAAAGAUAGUUAUUUUGAUAAGAACGAAAAUUUAGUAAAUUCUUAGAAUGUAUUCGAAUUACUAUAAGAAAAUAAAAUUUAAUUAAAAUUAGUUUUUAAUAAAUAUUAUGAAACAAGUUUAAGUAUUUUAUUUGAAAUACCAAAUAUUUCAAUUGAUAGAGAAUUUUAUUUGCAAAUAUUGAAAUAUCAACUAAUUACAUAAAUAUCACUUGUGCUUUCAUUUACAGAUUUCUGUCAUAAAUUUAUUUUCUAUUUUAGAUUAGAAAGAGAUCCAGAAAUAAUAAAAUUAAUGCAAUAAUGUGUAAUUAUUGUUGUAACUUUAAACUAAGAACCUCAAAUAAUAAAAUAACUUUUUGAAACUCUAAGUUAUCAUUAGUCUACAAUAUUAAUGAAUGAUUUAGAUAAUCUGCAAUUAGAUGCUAAUGAUUAAGAUGAAAUUUAAUAAGCUUAUAGAUUGGCAAAUUUAUCUCCUUAUAGAAUUCCUUUGUUAUAACAAAGCAAUAUUUUAUUAAGAUUGGUAGAUGAUAAAAAUUAUUACAUUAAAGUUGUUAAAAUCAUUUUAGAGAUAUUUUUACAAGCUUACUCAUAAUGGUAAUAAAUGUUAUAUUCUUUGUAAAAAUAAUCAAAUCUAUUGUAUUUUUAAGGAGGAUCAUCAUCAAUUCAGAUAAAUUUUAAUUCAAUUCAAGUUUAAUAAAUUGGAGUAAAAAUGAAAUUAAGAUUAAUUAUGUAAGAAAAUGAAAGUUAUAGUCUUUAAUACUUAGAUAGGAUGAGCUUUGGAUCAUUUUUAGUUAAUUCAGAAUAUGUAGGAAAAUUGAUAGUAUUUACUUUGCUUUUUAAUAACAAUUAAGAAAUUUAAAUUGCUCUCAAUAAAUAGAAAUUUUUGAUUAUUUAUAAAUAAGAUGAAUUUUUCUAAGAAUAAGAUUAUUCACCUAAUUUGGAUUUAUCAUAAUGGUUUAUUUUGAAUUUUUAAAUGAAAAAUAAUCAAUAAAUAAUCCUUGAAAUUAAUGAAAAUAAAUAUAUUUUUUAGAAGAAAUAAUUAUAAAAUCAGUAACUUUAAUUUUAUCAAUUUGUUUUGGGAGUUAACUUAAAUUUUGAUGUCUAAUAAUCAAAAUAGUUAAAUAAAAAAUAAAAAUUUUAAACUUAGUUCAUUGAUUCAUUUAUUUUUUUGAAUUAAUCAUUUGAUGGUUAAAUAUCUGAAUUAAAUUUGAUAAUAAAUGAAUAAUAAAUAAAAUUUGAACAAUCAAAUAAUACAAAUCUAUAAAAAUAAGCCAUAAACUUUAUUAAUUCAGGAGUCAUGAUUGAAGAGGAAAUAGAAUUUGAUGAUAUUUUUUUAAUUACUCCUUGUACUUAAAUUCAACCAAAAAUGUGUAGUUAAAAUGUCUAUAUUUUGGAUAUGAAAAAAGGAUUGGAUUACAUUUAAAAAUCUGGAGGUUAUAAUGUCUUUUAUAUGAUACUAGAUGUGUUGUAUAAUGUAUAUGAAAAUACAAAUCCUAGUGAUUCUGAAGAAAUUAUUAUUUUGAUUUUUAAAUUAAUUGAAGAAGACAUCUAAAGAUCAGUAUCUUAAGUGUCAAGAUUUGUUGAUUAAAAAAAUCUAUAAAUACUUGAAGAACAUUGCAAAUAAUGGAUUCAAAUUAAUUAAUAAAACUCAGAUUAAUUUAUUAAUUAAUUGCUUUCAAUUUAUAAGAAAAUAGAAGAUGAGAAUGAUGCCAUCUAAUAUCUUAUUACUGUUAUAAAAAUAUUAGAUAAUAAAUUUACAACUGUUGAUUAAAUAAAAAAAAUAUUUAAAAUCAUAGAUUUUAAGCGCUUAAUUACACCAAAUUCUUUAAAAAAAAUAAUUAAUGUUUAAUUAUAUUAUGAAAGUAGAUAAGUAUUUACUUAAGUAACCUUAAUCAAAGCUUCACCUUACAUCGAUGUCGAGCCAAAAAAUUUAUUUUCACACUCCUUUACUAAAUGUAUUUAAUAUAAAGGAAUUGUCCGCUCUGCAGAUUUUAAUCGACUUUCAGAAUUUUUUAAUUUGCUAUUAAGUUAAGAAUAAUUUAAUUUAUUAACUUUAGACAUAUUGUAAAUAAUAGAAAUCAUGUUAGGAGAUCUAUUGUAAUAAAAAAAUAAAUUAAGAUCAGAUGAAGAAAGUCUUUUGAAUAAUUUUAAAAAGAAUAUAGUUUAAAUAUUAGAUAAGUAAAAUAAAUUCAAUACUAUUAAUUAAUACUUUAUGUAUGAAUCAGAAGUCUUUGAUAAAUUGUAUGAAUUGACUUUUUAAAUAUAUUUUUCAAUAGUAUAAAAAUUGAGACUUGAUUCAAAGAAAGAUUAAGAAUUAAAUUCAUUAUAAAUUUAUUUUGAUUAUUUUUCACCAUAAACAUAAACAGAAGUUGGAUAAUUGUUUAUUUAAAAGAUAUUAAAUUUAAUAAGUUUACAUGAAAAGGAUACUCCAUUAAUUCAUUUAUUUUUUAAACUUUUGAAUUAAUUGUAUUUAAAUUAGCAAAUAAAAGACACAAUGAAGGAAACCUUAACAAGUUAUUUUUUAGAUGUUUUUAAGAGUGUAAUUUUAAAAAAGUAAUAAUCAGACAUUUUAGUUAUAAAUCUAAUGAAAUUUUAGGAUUUUGCUUAAUUAAUGAAAAACUUGAUGCCACAUUCAAUAAAUAGAAAGUAAAAUUCUUCAGAAUUAUUCACAUAUUUUAUUAUAUAUUUAAUAGAAGUGUAUCCAAAGUGUACAAGUGAGAUUUUAUAUAGAGUUCAUAUAGAGAGUAACUUAUUUAAUAAGGAUAGUUUUAAUUCGUAUUUAUAAGCUAUAUAUCCAAUAAUAAUAUAAUUUUAUGCUUUAAAAUAAGUUCAAUAAUUUUAAAGUUAAGAAGAUGAAAGAAAAUUAAUAAGUAUUAUUACUGCAUUUCUUCAUAUUGAAUAAUGUUUUGGAGAGAUUUCAGAUUUGGAAUUUGUAAAUUGGAAUCUUUAUUCUUAGAUAAUAGACAAAGGGAUUGAUCUAUUUAAUUAUUUAGGUAUAGUGUUUUAUGAUCGUAAUUUUUAUAUGCCAGGUGUUGAUGAUAAUUUUAUAUGGGAAGAGGUAAAAUAGAAUUUUGAGAAAUAAAGAAAAUAGAGUAAUAGAGUUUUACCUAAUGGAGGAAUUAAAAGAUUAAUGAGAUAAUUGAUUGCUCCAUAUAUAAAGAUUCCUUAAAUGAAAAAACCAAUUAAAAAUUAUUUGUCUAUUAAUAAAAUGCAUUCAGAAGAUGGUAAGAUUGAUUAAUAGAGUAUUUUAAGAAUAAAAAAAUUAUUAGAUUAAGAAUUCUCAGCUCCUUUAUUAUAAACUCAUUAAUUUGUGAAAAAAAAUUAUCAUUAAUUAUUUUAAGAUACUGGAAUAUAAAUAUAGGUUAAAAAAGAAAAAAAAUAAAAGAAAUCAAAAAUGAUAAAUCAUUCAAAAUUUUAUUAAAUGUUGAUUUAUUAUGCUCUAUCCAAAGAUAAUUCACUUGAUGAAACAUAAAUUAAUAAGUAAGAAUAUAUUUAAUAAUUUAGUCUUCAAGAAAUAUUUGGAUAAUAUCAACUUAAUAAAUUAAUUGAUUGGAAAAAUAUAAAUAACAGUUUUGUAGAAUGUCUUAUAUAUUAAUAAGAUGAAACUUAAGAAUAGAUUAUAUCAGCUUUUAAUUCAUUAAAUAAACAUAAGAAGAUUAAUAUAUUGAGUUAGAAAUCAUUAUAAAAUACUUUUGAUUUAUCUUAAAUAGAUUAAAUUAGAGAAGAAACAGCCAAUUCAAUUCAAUUAAGUAUAUUUAUGGAUUUUCAAAUCUAUUAUCAAUUUGUUCAUAAACUUUGGUUGAUGUUUCCAAAAAUUAUUGAUCCUCAUGACAUUCCAAAAACUUAAAGUAAUUUAUCAGCACAUCGACAAUCAUCUUUUUCUGAAAUGAGUAUACCUUAAUUUAGAGAUUCUUCUUAAAAAAAAUAUUGGGAAAGAGAAAGUCUAGAUCUUAAAUAAAGAUAAGGAUUAUGGUUUUUUGUAGAUGAUUAUCUAUAAGUACUUUAUUAAGAGUUAAAUAAUUUUAUUUCUAAUCAAGAAUUUAAAUUUGAAGUUUUAGAAAAUAUGUAAUUGAAAAUGCAAGUUUGUCAUUUAGAAGAUAUUACAAGAAAAAGACCUCAUUUAACUUAAAUCAAAAUGAAAAAUAUUUAUAAACCUUAUUUAAAGACUGGUAAUCAAGCUAGAAAGAAAUUAAUGACUCUAGAAGAAUCAAGUAGUAUUGAUAAGAGUAAAUCAAAUAUAAAUACAUCGUUUACCAUAUUGUUAUAAAAAUCUAAUAAUAUUGAAGAAUCAUUGAGUUAAAGUCUAAUUAAGAGAGCUAAAAGAAGAUCAUCUAUAAGAUCAGAAUAGGUGAUUUCUAAUUAAGUUAAUUUAACAAUUAGUAGUUUUAGAAAAGGAUCAACAGAUAGCAAUUAAUUAGUAACAGCAAAAUAUUGUUGUGAAUUUAUAACCUAAGAAGCAGCUUAUUAAGGAAUUUUAAGAUUUAAUGAAAAAAAUUAAACUCUUAUAUUUAAAUCUGAGAAAUCUGAAUAAAAGGAAAUAUUUAGUAGUCCUGAAGUUAAACAUACAACUGAAGAUAUCUCUCUUGAAAUUUUACUUAGUUCUAUUAUAAAUGUACAUCCAAAAAGGUUUUUAUUAAAAGAAAUUGCUAUAGAGAUUUUUAUUCAUAGAUAGAAUUUCUUCUUUAAUUUGUUUAGAAUUGAAAAAUAAUAAGAAUUCAUUUAAGAAUUAAAAAGAAAGAAAGUUUAAGUAAUAGAUCCAAUUGAAGAAUUUAAAAGAAGAAAUUAUUAAUAGAAUUGGGUUGGAGGAUAAUUAUCAAACUUUUAAUAUUUGAUGAUAGUAAAUACUUUUUCAGGAAGAACUUAUAAUGAUUUAAGUUAAUACUUUAUAUUUCCUUGGGUCAUUUCUAAUUAUAAAUCAUAAUAAAUUGAUUUUAAUUGGAAGAGUGGAUCAAAUUUAUUAAGAGAUCUUAAAAAACCAAUGGGUGCAAUUGAGAGAAAUAUUGAACAGAUAUUAAAAGAUUAUUAGGAGAGAGAUUAAGAGAAUAUUGAAGAGAAUUUUAUGUAUGGAUCACAUUAUUCAAAUGCAGCAAUUGUUUUUAAUUAUUUAAUAAGAUUAGAACCUUUUAAUGAAUUACAUUUUUCUUUAUAAAAAAGUAAUAGAUUUAUUUAUUAUAAGAUAAAUUUGAUGUAGCAGAUAGAUUGUUUUCUCGAAUAGAUAUUUUGUGGGAAAAUAGUAAAAAAUAAGACAAUAAAGAAUUGAUUCCAGAAUUUUAUUAUAUGCCUGAAUUUUUAAAGAAUAUGUAAUAUAAAUAAAUAUAUAGAAAUUACUUUGAUUUUGGGACAUUACAAACUUAAUCAAAAGUAUCUGAUGUAGAAUUACCAAAGUGGGUAAAGACAUAAACAGCAGAAGAAUUUGUUUAUAGAAUGAGAUAAGCAUUAGAAAGUGAUUCAGUAUCAGUAUAAUUAAACCAUUGGAUUGAUUUGAUAUUUGGAAUCAAUAAUAAUGGAUAAAAAGCAGUAGAAAAAGCUAAUGUCUUUCAUUAUUUAACAUAUGAAUAAAAUUUAUAGAUGGUAUUAAAUAAAUAUAUUGAUGAUUAUUCAACGAUUCAAUCAUAUUUAACAUAAGUUUAUUAUUUUGGUUAAACACCUAAAUAAUUAUUUCAAAAAGCACAUUAAAAAAAGAAAUAUAGUUUAUAGAUUUUUACAAAUUAGAUCCCAUUUUUUGGUGAUAAUCCAGAUAAAGUUAAUAAAGGAUUUGUACUUUAAUCUAAAAUAGAACAUAAUAAGAUUGAUAGAUCAGAAAUUUUAGGAUUCUAUCCAUAUUCUAAGAAAUGUAUUUAUAUUCUGAAAACAGAUGAUGAUAAAUAUAAUUAAUUAAGAUUAAUUGAUGCAAAGAAUUCUUAAGAUGAUGGAUAUAUUUAUUAUCAUUGUUAAAUUAGAUAAUAAUUGAAGCUACCUGAAAUAAAAGUAGAGGGAUGUAAUCCUUAGAAUUUAUUUACUUUUAUAUAUGAAUAGGAGUUCAAUUUUGGAGAUGGAUAUGAUUAAUAAUUACAUAGUAUUUAUGAAGAAAAAUAGAAUUACAAUUUAUAUCUUUGUUUAGCAGGAUUUAUAGAUAAAAGCAUAAAGAUCUAUGAUUUAAGAAAUAAAUUAACAGAAUUAAGAAUAGAUAUUGCUUUUUAAAAUUAAAAGAGAUAAAAAAGAGCAUCAUGUGUUAGAUAUCAUGCUUUAACUAAGAUUUUAGCAGUAGGAUCAUUAGAUGGUUUACUUUAAUUAUUUUAGCUUCAAUUUGGAUAAUAAAUGUAAGCAAAGGGAGUUCUCACAAAAUAAUUAAGAAAUGGAAUAGUUUGCGUCGAUUUAACAGAUUUAAAUAUUCUAACAGUAGAUUAAAAGAAUUUAGCAAGUCUAUUUACUUUAGAAGGAGAGUAAGAUAUUAAUAGUAAAUAUUAUAGUUUAUUACAAACAAUAUCAUUAGAAAUAACUGAUAAAAUUUGGUAAUGUUGUAUAUAGAUUAAUUUUUUGGUAUUUAAGAGUUUAAAUUCCUAAAUUUGUGUAUACACUUUGAAUGGAAAGCAAUAUCUUUAGACAGUUCCAUUAUUAGAUAGAGUCUCUAAAAAUAUAGUAUUUACAACUCCAUUUUCAUCUAAAUUUGUAUAUAAAGAUAUUUAUACUAUAGUUAAUAUUUGGUUUGAAUUAAUAUGGAGAAGAAAAUUAGCCUCAUUUUGAUCCUGUCAUUUAUUGUUAUGAUAUAUUUGAUUUGAAAUUGUAGUAUCAGUAAUUAGGGGCUCUUAAUUGUGAUAAAAUAUCUAUAAAAAAGGGAAAUUAGAAGGGAAGUGGAAUUUCAGCUCUUCAUAUAAGUUUUGAUCGAUGCCCCUUAAUGGAAAAGAAUGAUAUGAAACACAUUUACUUGGUAGCUAUUGAUACUUAAAUUCUAUUUUAUAUGGAUGAAAAAUAUGGUAAUUAUUUCAUUUAUAAAAUAUUGUAGAUUAAAGACUGAUUCUAAAACAAAAUUUUAAAGAAGGAGGACUCUCUCCUUAUUGA
Molecule: messenger RNA, 9046 nt
Organism: Paramecium sonneborni
Lineage: Eukaryota; Ciliophora; Oligohymenophorea; Peniculida; Parameciidae
Source: the annotation of a GenBank genome assembly